This is a messenger RNA of Musa acuminata subsp. malaccensis (wild Malaysian banana), 2753 nucleotides long. RefSeq names its product probable ADP-ribosylation factor GTPase-activating protein AGD14. Gene Ontology annotation, molecular function: GTPase activator activity. The record is from RefSeq and is a predicted model, not a curated record. NCBI's taxonomy places the organism in Eukaryota, Viridiplantae, Streptophyta, Magnoliopsida, Zingiberales, Musaceae.
CUCUGUUCCUCGCCUCUUACUCUUUGAUGUAGGCCACGUUAGUAUCUCGCAAUCGUUGAUUCAUUCGUGUCCAAGCAAGGCGGUUCGUAAAAUCGAAGAGAAAAAAGUAUUUCUCUUUUUUCAUCUUCCCCAUCUCUCUCUCUCUCUCUCUCUUCAUCUUCCCAGACUUCAAAUUCCAGAUUUUUCAGCAAUUCCAUCUAGUUCUUCGCCGAGUCGCUGCAUUCAUCGUCGUCUCGAUUCCCCUCCCGAAUCCCCAUUGGAAGCCGAAUCUCUCGGAUCAGGGGAAGAUAGUUCGAGGGGCAAUGGCGAACCGGGUGAAAGAAGAUGAGAAGAAUGAGAAGAUAAUUCGAGGGCUUCUGAAGCUUCCUGCCAACCGAAGAUGCAUCAAUUGCAACAAUCUCGGGCCGCAAUAUGUAUGCACAAAUUUCUGGACCUUCAUCUGUACAAACUGUAGUGGAAUACACCGAGAGUUCACCCACCGUGUUAAGUCCAUAUCUAUGGCUAAAUUUACUUCUCAAGAAGUUACUGCACUUCAAGAAGGGGGAAAUGAGCGUGCCAGAGAAAUAUACUUUAAGGACUGGGACCCACAACGUCAUUCAUUUCCUGAUAGCAGUAAUAUCGACAGACUCAGAGAUUUCAUUAAGCAUGUUUAUGUGGAUCAGAGAUACUCUGGGGGAAGACAUGGAGACAGGCCACAAAUGUUGAAGGGUGAUAAGGACGUUUAUAAUGAAAACCGCAGGGCAGAACCAUAUAGAGGUGGUUCAAGAAGCCCACCAUAUGAAGAUCGUUAUAGUCCUAGUUAUGGUGGUAGAAAUGAUGAUCGUAGUUUCAGAUACAACUAUGGAGAAAGAAGUCCUGCAUAUAAUCAAGGUGAUUACAAGAGAAGUCCGGCUCGUUUUGAGGUGCUAGAUGACAGACAGAGAGAUGACAAAUUUGGAAAUGGAAGCCAAAACAGAAAGACUGAAGACCGUAGGCUCCCAGAUGCACCAAAACCAGAGGGGAGAUCACCAGAUCAUCAGAAAGAUUUCAAUAAGAUGAGUCCCCCAGUGGUGCGCCCUGUGAGAGAUAUUUUGGGUGAUAAUGCACCACAACUUCAAGUUGGUGGUGCUGCUAAAACAAAUGGGAUCAGGGGCCCUGAUGAUUCUGCAAAGAUAAAGAGUACCUUAUCUUCAAACAGCAUAGAUUCUACUGAUGCAAAUUCGGCACAGUUGAAAGGGUCGUUCUCUGAAAGUUUGAUAGAUUUUGAUGUGGAUCAUGAACCUCCUGUUGCUGCAAUAACAGAACAACCAGUUGCUCAACAAACUACAUCUGGUAGUGAUGGUGGUGCAGACUGGGCAGCUUUUGAUACUUCUGGACAGCAGAAAGUACCUCAAGUGGAUGCAAAUGCGAACCCAUUAGUGUCUGCUCUUGCCCAAUUAUCAGUUUCAGGGUCUACACCUGUAGGGAAUUUGCCAACCUUGUCUUUUUCUCAAAUUGAGUCCUCUCCCAAAGCUGGUGGUGGAGGGAACUUGCUCACAAUGCAGCAGCAGCAGCAACCUCUGGUAUUUCCAUCCAUUGAUAAUCCACCUGGUAAUCAGUCAUCCAACGUAUCUGUUGUUGGAACUUCAAACAACCAGACUUGGAUUCCAUCACCCGUACCACAUGGGCAAGGAAAUUUCACAAACCUAGCUAUUAACCCAGCUGGACAUCUUCCUCGGAUAGCUACUAAGCUACCGCAAGAAAAAGUUGCUGGAGUUUCUUCACAGCCACCUUCUGCAGAGAGUAAAACUAGUGGAAGGAAAGAACUGCCAGUGGAUUUUUUCACUUCUCUAUAUCCAAGUGCACCUGUAACAGCUCAAGGUUGGCAAAGAGGGCCAUAUCCUGGCAUGGGGUAUAACAUACAAUACCCUUCUGGAGUGGCUAUGCCUACAUAUUCUCAGACUCCAAAAUCUGUGAAUCCAUUUGAUCUUACCAGUGAUCCAGCUGCAGUGUACCCCUCAGUGACACCUCUGCAAGCAGCAUUAUCAAACAUGACUGCUCCAGCGACCUUACUUCGAACUUCCAGUUUUGGAGCCCCUUCCCCACAUUCGGUUCACUUGCAACAGUCACCCUAUGCAUCAAGUGUCUCUCCAGGUCCAUUCAUGAUGCAUCAGGUUCCAGAUAACAUGCCUCAACAAUUUGCUGCUAGCAUGAUGCCAAUGGGGAAUCAAGGUAUUGUAGCUCCUGCUAGCAAUGGUGCUACUUUUAGUACUUCAGGCAUUCAUCAAAAUCCAGCGGUCAGAUAUUCCCAACUGAGUACACCAAAUUCUUUCGGUUCUGUUGGAGGAAAUCCAUUUGGAUGAACAAGAUAAAUGGAACUACAGCUUGCAAUUUGUGCCAGCAUCUUGACAUUUGUUCCCUACUAAAGAAAAUUUGAUUGAAAACUCUGGCUUGGUAAUGCAAUUAGCACCUGUGUGAGAAAGAUUGCAGUCUUUAUCUACCUUUGUAAGACCGGAAAUGCUGGUUCCUUUAGAAAACUAGUACAAAGAGGGGAAAGGUGAUUAGAUUUCUGAGAAUCGAGAAAGGUAACUCAAGAGUCGGUGUAAAUUAUUGUUCAUUGUUAAAAAACAUUAGUUAUUCAGUCUGUUUUGAGUGUGUAUUUUGGCAGUUUCUGCCUGGUUACCUUGUGACUGUGGGGUGCAUAAUUUUUAUCAGUGUUUGUAACUUUGCAUUAUAUUCCCUGUAAAUUACAUGUGAUAUCAGAGUGGACUGGAUUUCGAGUUGUUAUCGCUUAA